AUGGGUGGAUGGAAAUUAGAAGCAGGCCGAUUCAUGAUUCUGGUGGGGUUCCCGGUGGGCGCAUUUUGGGCCUUCAAUCAGUCCAAUGUGUUCACGUAUUUUGUAAGUUUACAGCUAUAUAGUAUUAGUUAAGAAUAGGUUGUCCAUUAUGUUUACCUACCGAAUCUAGUGCAUUUUGAAUUUAUGCAAAGCUUUUGAUCUUUGUACGAUUAGGUAAUGUGUAUAACAUAGUUACAAUAUUUCUACAUCUAAUUUUGUGUAAAUUAUGCACGUAAACACCUCAUAAGCGAAAACAUGAUGAUUCAUUGUUUAGAUGGACAGCUACAAACUUCCCUAUAAGCCCGAGAAAGAACUAAAACUAAAAGAGUGGAAGGAAGAGAUGGCCGAGCAGCGGAGACGAGACCAGUACGAGAAGUUACUCCGCGAACAGAUGGCCUUCGAAGAGUCUCGAAAGCUGAGGGAACAACACGGAAUCUAA
This is a messenger RNA of Bursaphelenchus okinawaensis, 478 nucleotides long. NCBI's taxonomy places the organism in Eukaryota, Metazoa, Nematoda, Chromadorea, Rhabditida, Aphelenchoididae. The record is from the annotation of a GenBank genome assembly.